Anopheles aquasalis is the source of this 4255-nucleotide messenger RNA. Its product is annotated as dual specificity mitogen-activated protein kinase kinase 4-like. Gene Ontology annotation, biological process: protein phosphorylation; MAPK cascade. Gene Ontology annotation, molecular function: JUN kinase kinase activity; ATP binding. The record is from RefSeq and is a predicted model, not a curated record. NCBI's taxonomy places the organism in Eukaryota, Metazoa, Arthropoda, Insecta, Diptera, Culicidae.
CGAGUGAAAACACGACGGCACGGAGGAAGCGGACGGCCAGAACUCCUUUUUUCACAAAAACGGGUCCAAAACGGGUGAAACUGCCAGCAAAUCCCAGGCUCGUGAGGACACUGCCGCUAGAAGUGGAUAGCCAGAAACUGGAUCGCCGCAGGUGGCGUGAAUAGGAGUUAGGGAAAAGGUGAACGAACGCGCCCGUGUGUGGGGGCUGUUGGUGGUGCUCCGGUGACCCGUUCCGCCCGCUACCAAACAAUCGAACGUUCUAUCGUCAGCGAAAACUGAAUCCACCGUAAUUCCGUCCCGCACCGUGAACGUGUCGUCCGGCAUAUUUGCACGUUGAGUUGGCACUCCCGUCGUCCCCCGUCAGUUCCUACCACAGAGCACUAGCGAAAACCCUCCCCACAGCAAAGGUUGGGUUAUCAAAACGAAUUCCUAUCUCCGGCGAGGGAAGCGUAUACUAGAAUCGGAUUAACCUUUACUCAGUGAACGUAAGCAAUUCUUAAUUGACAACAAUCCCGUACGUACCCUUUUGGAGUACUCUAGUUGCCGAGUGUGCAAAGGAAAAUCGAACAAAUGUCGGACGAAGGCAGCACCACAGCAUCCCCCGCAACGACACCAUCGUCAGCACGUCCCUUCAUGCCACUGCCGCUGGAUCUCAAUGCAGCCGAUCGAAAGAAACCCUCGAAGAAGCUCAGCUUUCUGGGUUGCCCGACCGUACCGCCUCCGUUAAAUGAUCGGACGAGGGAACGGAUACGGAUGCAGGCGGCCGCCGGUAAACUGCAGAUUGCUCCGAAUCAAACGUACGACUUUACGUCGGACGAUCUGAUCGAUGAGGGCGAGAUCGGACGGGGUGCUUUCGGGGCGGUCAAUCGGAUGAACUUCACGCACACCGGCACGGUGAUGGCGGUCAAGCGCAUCCGCUCGACGGUUGACGAGAAGGAACAGAAGCAGCUGCUGAUGGACCUCGAGGUGGUGAUGAAGUCCAACGAUUGCAACACGAUCGUCACCUUCUACGGUGCGCUGUUUAAGGAGGGCGAUUGUUGGAUCUGCAUGGAGCUGAUGGACACCUCGCUGGACAAGUUCUACAAGUUCAUUUGCGAAUGCCAGCACGAUAGCAUUCCGGAACCGAUACUGGCCCAGAUCACGCUGGCGACGGUGCGCGCUCUGAACUAUCUCAAGGAGGAACUCAAGAUCAUCCAUCGUGAUGUGAAACCGAGCAACAUUCUGUUGAAGCGCAACGGAGACAUUAAACUGUGUGAUUUCGGUAUCUCGGGCCAGCUGGUUGAUUCUAUUGCGCGUACGAAAGACGCUGGCUGUCGGCCGUACAUGGCGCCGGAACGAAUCGAUCCACAGCGAGCCAAGGGUUACGAUGUGCGGAGUGACGUAUGGUCGCUAGGAAUUACGCUAAUGGAAGUGGCCACCGGGAAGUUCCCCUUCCCAAAGUGGGGCUCUGUGUUUGAGCAGCUAGCACAGGUUGUUGAAGGUGAUCCUCCACGACUAUCUACCUCCUACAAUGGAUUGGAGUUUUCGAUAGAUUUUGUAAAUUUUGUAAAUACCUGCUUAAUUAAAGACGAACGCGAUCGACCAAAGUAUGGCAAGCUGCUGCAGCACGCGUUCAUCCAGCGAGCGGAGAAGAGCGACACGGACGUGGCGGCUUACGUGAGCGAGGUGCUGGAAUCGAUGGCCAACAAUGGCAUCACACAGUUCACUACCAAUCUGCCGGCGGAAGGGUGGAACGAUUGAACGCGUGCCACCACCAACCGAACCAUCGCCGAACUGCUGUGUGAACCGGUGUCGAUUCUGCUCACAAACACCGUCCUAGAGUCGUGCGAUACGAGAGAACCACCCGUGGGCGAGUGGCGGGCACGGAGAGCCGCGUGUGUUAAUCGAAGUGUAGAAUGCUAGACCUCUAUGGUGAAACGUAAACAGGUUCCUUCCCUGCGCGAACCCAUUUUAUCCAACCUCCUAGCACUUAGUAUUCGCUUUCCCGUCUCUCCAGUCGUUUCGUGCGUGGCAUGAGAGUCGCCAUAAGUCUAGUUAUUUCACGUGUUCUCGAAACAUUUUCCUCUUGGCCACCUUACCGCGCUAAACCGCGAUCUGCUAAUGAUGAUAACGUUCUUUCCUCCAACUUUUUGGAUUGAAAUGAGAUUAAAUCGAAAACUAAACUUCAUUCACAUUGUACAUAAGCUAAUGCGGGUCUGGAGCGGGUCUGCACUGCACAAUGCAUGCAGCAUGCACGCACGAUCACGACGAUGAUCUUUUAGGCUCGUUUUUUUUUCGAGAAGAGUUCCAAUCUUCUAGACCAGAAUUUUCUUUCCAGUUUCUCCAGUCAGUUGAACACCGACGAAGAGAACCGGUCUCGGCUCGAUGGACAAUAAGAUACACUACUUCAUAUGGUGAAAAACGAAACUCCAUUCCAACAAGGUUCAGCAAGAAAAGAAAAACAGGGCACCUCGGAACACUCGCUGCGAAACAGUUGCCGAGAUUGCGUUUCUGAGAAAAUAUCCUGGGUAGUAGAAUAUGGGAAGCACCUAGGAAGCUUAGGCAUUAGGAAGGGUUUUUUUUUCUUUAAAUAUUUAACAUAACGUACACACGUGAGUGCGCACUCACGCGAGCACACACACACUCACACAACAUAGUUGAUUGUUGUUAGUUGUUAAUGAAGGGAGUAGUAGAUCAAUUGUGAUCGCAUUUUGCAUUGAUUUCCACCUCUUUUAGGGCAGCGCAGCGCAGCCGCAGUACACUUAGUGCUACAGCUAAGCUAGAGAGGGAGCUAGACGAAUAAUUAAAUUUCCCCGACCAGCCAGCCAGCCAGCAAGCGAAAACCCUUCAAUUCAUACACCACCUGGACACAUCAAGUUUCACCACACCGGGUAGCAAUAGUAGCAGUAGUACCAACAUAGCCUGUAGUGUUAUAAUAGUAACAAAGUUCCGCUUAUACUAGAAACCAGAGGCACCAGUGGUGGAGCAAUGUUAGUUCGAUUUUUAGACAUUAAAAGGCAAAGCAGGAGCGCAAGCUAUUUGCGCGGAUAAUGUUAAAGUGCAGCCGAGUAACGUUCACGAAUGAUCCGGCAAUAGGUGAGAAGCUGCCGACGGUACAGCUGGUACUCUAUUCCUUAGCAUUACCCUUCACUCAACGCAAUACACGAACUCUUUGUUUUUUGGCUUUAGUCGCUGUUUUUAGCUUGUAUCGGUCAUGUGCCUGGGUCAUUGCGUCGAUUGCAUCCCACCCCACACACCCACACACACAAUUGAUGAAUAUACACGCUGUGUUAAGUUAGUUCUUCGACUCCUCCCUCCUCCCUUAAGCUAAUCAUACAACUAACUACGACUACUUAUUCCCCUCAAUCGUAAAUUCGCCUUACGGCGGUGAUGUUGCACGUUUUCUAAUACUGGAUACUACUUCCAUCUACUGCGCUUUGUUCUACUGUGGUUGCCUUAUGAACGUUAGAGCACGGGGGAGUGAGAGAGAGAGGAAGCAAGAAAGCAAACAGAAUGGGCUGGAGACCGAGGAUAAGAAGUGUUGAAAUGAAAGCUGGGGAUGGAAUACACAUGCUGAAGGAAAAUGUAUGCAUAAGUUAACCAAAUCGCGACACGGGGCACAUGAUUCAAUUUUCCAGGGGCACAGCUCUUUCCAGAGGAGGGAUCUGGUAGUCCAAUGGCAUUGACAUUGACAAGUGGCAAGCAGAGGAUCGCGGGCCGUGUAUUGUCCUACAUUGUUACCGUACUGCUUAACUCGUACUGCUCGAUCUGCGUGCGAUUUUCGUUCUCUCUCUCUCUCCUUCAGCCUUUAUCCGGGCGAAACCUUCCUUACUCCGAAACUCUAUUUACACACCGCGAGGUGAUUAUGACGGACCGGCGGCGAGUGGAUAACACAUUGCAAAGAGCUUUAUCGUAGUUGUUUUUGUGGUAGAAUCAAGUCAAAAUGAAAAGUAAGAGUGUGGGAUGUGCAAGAGAAGAGACAGAGAGAGAGAGAGAGAGAGAGAGAGAUUCGCCGAAAGUAAGAUUUGCGUAAGUUUUAACCGAACCGAAACUACUAUUUGGAAUACAAACGCGAUAGCUCCCGGUAAAAAAAAACGGAGGAGCAGAAAUCGAAAUCGAGAGAAGCGUUAUUAGUGCAACUAAUGAGUGAAGCAAGGCGAGUCGAGUCUGGGAAGCGAGCAGAGGAUGAGUGUAAUACAAUAAUAAUGGUAGUAAUAUUAUUAUUAAUAAUUAUUAAAAUAAUGAUAGUAAUAAAGCAAGUAGUAUCACUUAUAAA